Messenger RNA from Labrus bergylta (ballan wrasse), 2262 nucleotides. RefSeq names its product family with sequence similarity 89 member B (gene fam89b). NCBI's taxonomy places the organism in Eukaryota, Metazoa, Chordata, Actinopteri, Labriformes, Labridae. The record is from RefSeq and is a predicted model, not a curated record.
GGGAGGAGCCGGGGUGGGGGGGCUGGCUGGGGUACACUCUCCCACACACAAAGGAGAGGAAACAACAAAGCCAGGAAGCCUGUCAAGAACCCGGAGUUCACUGCGUCUACUGUAGCCUGCUCUCAUCCAGAAAACAGAAGCGUUGACUUUCCUGUGCCUGCUUUUUUUUUUUUUUUUUUACCAGUACCUUCCCUCUCCUCCUCCGCCCUAUUCUGCCGCUGGGAGAGAAGAAAUUAGCACCUCGAAAGUGUACGCGCAUUUUGAGAGUGAUUCUUGGAUUCAUGUGCUGAGUCAGCUGCCCCCCCGCCCCCCGUGUCGUGAUGAACGGGAGUCAAUGCAGCGCGGCGGACAGUCCGGUAGUCGAUGUCCCGUCCUCAGUGGAGGGUCUGCCGCCGCUGCCCAAAGGCCUGAGCGGCAUCCUGAACUCCAGCGGCGGCUCGUGGCGGGACAUCGAGAAGGUACACAGCAAGAGAGCGCGCAUCCAGGCCGACAUCAGCAGGGGAGGCGUGGACGCGCCACACGUCAACAGCAAGCCCUGCGGACUGGACGCCGCUUUGGCUUUACUGCGGAAAGAGAUGGUGGGUCUGCGCCAGCUUGACAUGUCUCUGCUGUGCCAGCUGUGGUCUCUCCAAGAGGCGAUCCAGGACUACAGGGGCUCCUCGCUUCUGUCUGAGGCCUCUUUAAGUGCUUAUAACGGGGAUUCUGAAGAGGAGGAGGAAGAUGAGGAGGAUAGAGGAGUUCUCUUGCAGCCGCCAUCCUCCUCAUCCUUGUCUGUGCCCCAAGCCAUCAGCAACUCCAGGGACCAGUGGAUCAAGGACUCCUUUCAUAUCCCCUGAUAAUCAUACAGUCAUAUGCACCAUGCUGCAGCAACGUGAUUAUGGUGUCCAAAAUUGGAUAUCUAUUUCUUGACUUUUUAGCCCAUGUGCUCUAGUUUAUAUCCUAUUUUUCUCUCAUCCGUAUUUAUUCUUUCAGCACAACUUCUUACUGGUUAUCUUUUGAUUUUAACACUUAAAUGCAAAAUCAGUGCCCGGUUUAUAAAAGUCAUCUUUCAUUUGCUUGACAUUUGAGGUUUGAACAAGAUUACAAGAUUUCAUAUGUGGCCUUUUCAGAAGCAUCCAUUUUUAUUUUCCAAAUCUUUGCUCCACUGGAUCUUUUUGUCGUUCUACUUGGGUUUUUUUUUUUUACACUCCAGCUAUGUAGUGGUUGGCAGGGGAUGUAAAGUAAGUAGUUAAACUCUACCUGUUGAUAUAUAGUUUUGUGGUAUGUCAAAGGACGGAAAAUCAAUUGCUCUUAAUACAAGCUGUUAACUGUGUGCUCAUGCAGCAGAGAUGGUUUAAAAAAUCUAUUUCUUAGUAUUAGAACAAAAGGACCCACUGCCACAAACCUGUACUAAUCUAUAUUUGUAUACUUGGAUUAAAGGCAAUAGAAGGAUUCUACUGCAGAGCAUGACCAACAGGGGGCACACUGUUUCCAGUGGAGCGCUCCCUCCUUCACCCCUUAAGACCGCCUUCUCCUCUGCGGUCCUGUUUGAAGCAGUCCAGUGGGGAAAACCAUUUGCUGUGGAGGUAGCAGGAAUGAAGGGGGUCGACAAGUGUGUGGACAGUCUCAUGCUGUUCUCUAUUUAUAAUGAACACAUGUUGGGGUUAUUGUUAGAAUCUCUCUGGCGGUCUAGCAGAGAUAAACUGCAUGUGUUCGUUAGCUCUUCAUUUAAUUCUCAUGUUUUUGUGAAUUUGUAUUUAUAAGUGAUAGACAGUUUUAUACAUUUCUUAUCUUCGCUGCCUCGCUUUUCUUUUCUUUUCUUUGUUGUCAUCUUUUGUAUACAGCUGUUAUUAUCACACCGCACUGUUACUUCGGGUCGGGUAAUUGUGCACUACAGUGAGUGAUUAUUAAAAUAAAUAGAGGUUAGACUGGAGGUAAGCACUGUUGAUGUCAAUGAUGUGUUUAAGGGCGGAGGAUUGCAAUAGAGUUUACUGAGGUCUGGAAUACAGAAAAAUAAUAAUUCAGAUGUAAAUAUUUACUUAUAACCAAUGUUGUAACUAAUCAUUUAUUGUCUGAAGACCAUACAGUAAAAAGACUCUGCGAUUAGCAAGGAAAGACUUUCAGCCACUCAUUUGUUUUCUUGUUUUCAUUCUUCAGCCUGACAAGCGACUCAAAAAACCUAGAAUGGAACUGGAGUUGAGUGACUCUUAUCAAAGCAGACUGCCAGCUGACCUUGAAUGUAGAUAUCUGUUUAUUAAAUUAAAUACAACUCAGUCACUGACA